AUGGCAUCGAAGCAACACGCCAUCAAGCCGUCUACGCGGGCGCUCGCCAAUCUUGAAUCCGGGGCUUUUAUCGAUCUCGAAAAUGAGGCGGGCAAACUCCCACAGUACGACCCCGAGACAUGUCCUGACGGUCUUAUCGACCUCUCCGGAGCUAUCAACAGCCUAAUGAAUGACGUUUUGGAGGAGGAAAUGACCAACUUUGAAAAGUCAUAUAGUCUCAGUGAAGCUAUGAAAUACGGAGACGUGAUGGGACCGAAAGGCCUUUCGAAAGCCGUCAGUAGUUUCAUGAACCGCCACUUCGACCCGGCUCGGGCUCUGAGCGCAGAUGAUAUUAUAGUGACGAACGGCGUCACUUCACUCAUCGACAUGAUGGCGUUUGCCAUGUGUAAUCCAGGGGAGGGAAUAAUGGUCAUAACUCCGACUUACAUGAUGUUUCCUCAUGAUGUCUGCGCCAGGACAGGCGUCAAUCUCAUCAACGUCGAUCUCGACACCAUCGAAGACCAGUUCGAGGCCAAGGACUCUGCAAAAGUUACGAAGGCUUUAGGCGAAGCAUACUCUGCUGCCCAGAAGAGCCGCGUCACUCCCAAAGCCGUCCUUUUGUGCAACCCAAGCAACCCGUGCGGACGGACGUAUCCACGCGCCACCCUCAUCGAAAUCGCCAGAUUUUGCGGCCAGCGGAAGAUGCACCUGUUAUCCGACGAGAUUUACGCGAUGUCUACCUUCACUCCGCAUGACCGGGCAGCUACACCCUUCACAUCUGUGCUAAGCAUCCCAGAUGACCCCGAAAACGGGGUGUUUACGGAAAACAUACACUGCAUGUACGGCGCGAGCAAGGACUUUGGCUGCGGCGGGCUAAGACUCGGGUUUCUCGUCACCCGUAACGAACUCCUUUGGCGUUCUGUAAGACGGCUGGUGCUUUUCACGUGGGUGACGAGCUUUUCGGCCGCUUUUUUCAUGCACUUUCUGCAGAAUGAGGAGGCAGUCGACCGGUAUGUGUCCGUCUAUCGCGAAAGGCUCGGGAAGCAGUACGACUUCACUGCCAAACUCCUCGACAAGUACAGAAUUCCGUUCUGGGAGGCCGAUAGUGGGGCGACGACCACAGUAGUCGAGAGAUGA
Colletotrichum chrysophilum is the source of this 1116-nucleotide messenger RNA. RefSeq lists its product as uncharacterized. Bases 1 to 1116 code for a protein of 371 amino acids. The transcript has 4 exons. Gene Ontology annotation, biological process: amino acid metabolic process; biosynthetic process. The record is from RefSeq and is a predicted model, not a curated record. Gene Ontology annotation, molecular function: pyridoxal phosphate binding; transaminase activity. NCBI's taxonomy places the organism in Eukaryota, Fungi, Ascomycota, Sordariomycetes, Glomerellales, Glomerellaceae.